AUGGAUAAGAAGCGAACAAAAGGAAAAUCAAAGAAUGCACUUUCUGAUAAUAGUGGAGAAGAUCCUCAUGCUGAUGUAUCCACUAAAUCAAAACAAAAGCGAGUGAGGUCUGAGAUCCGGGAAAAUGUGCCUGGUUCACCAAAAAUGCCAAAGCGAACAGUUUCCUCCACCACCUCCAAGCAUAAAUCAAUACGCUCGUCAGAUAAGUCCAUGAUUGUUGAAGCUAAAAGAAUUCAAGUAGUGAAAGAUGAGGAAACAGCUAUAAGCUCGACAACUGGCCAGGUUGAUAUUAAGCCAAACAGACGAUUGACAGAUUUCAUCUUUCACGAUGCAGAUGGAAAGCCACAGCCUGUUGAGAUGCUAGAAGUAUGUGAUUUAUAUGUUUCUGGUCUCAUUCUGUCUUUGGAGGGACCUUCAGGCGAAGAGAAGGAUACAGGGGUUCUAUGUGAAGGAUUUGGACCCCUUGAAUCUUGGGCAAUAUCUGGGUAUGAAGAUGGUUCACCAGUCAUAUGGGUCUCCACGGAAAUUGCUGAUUAUGACUGUGUUAAACCUGCCACCAGCUACAAAAUGUUGUAUGGCCUUUUCUUUGAAAAGGCUCGUGCAUGUGUUGAAAUUUAUAAAAGACUAUCAAAAUCUUCUGGAGGCAAUCCUGACCUUUGUGCUGAUGAGCUACUUGCAGCGGUUGUCCGCUCACUGAGUGGGAGUAAAAAUUUUCCUCGUGGAGCAUCUAUCAAAGACUUGAUAAUUUCCUGGGGUGGGUUCAUAUAUAAUCAGCUGAUUGGCUUGGAUGAGACAUCCACCAACAAUGAUCAGAUGUUUAGUGAACUGCCUGUUCUUGUUGCCCUUAGGGAAAAUAGUAAGAAAUGUAAGGAUUUUGAGCCUGCAAAGACAGUUCCAUCUGGAGUGGUGUUGAGAACAGAUGUGAGAACUGGAGAUGGCGACACAAUGAAUCAGUUAAAUACCUCCACUUGUGCAACCGAGGAAGAUGAAGAUGAAGAUAUGAAAUUGGCUUCAUUGUUGCAGGAAAAAGAGAAUUGGCAAUCAUUGAGGCAUAAGAAAAGGCAACGUUCAGUUACUUCCUCUAACAAGUUCUAUCUGAAGAUCAAUGAAGAUGAGAUUGCAAAUGACUAUCCGUUUCCAGCUUAUUAUAAAACCUCCAUCCCAGAGACAGAUGAGUACAUAAUAUUUGACAAUGAUAUGGAUGCUUAUGAUCCUGAUCAGCUUCCUCGAAGCAAGCUUCAUAACUGGUCUCUUUACAAUUCAGACUCGAGAUUGAUUUCAUUGGAGCUUCUGCCAAUGAAGCCAUGUGCUGAUAUUGAUGUGACCAUUUAUGGUUCGGGAAUUAUGACGGCUGAUGAUGGCAGCGGAUUUUGUCUUGAUGCUGACUCCCAUCUUUCUUCUUCUAGUUCUUCCGGGUCACAGGAUGUGGACGGUAUCCCAAUGUAUUUGAGUGCAAUAAAGGAGUGGAUGAUUGAAUUUGGAUCAUCAAUGGUCUUUAUUUCAAUUCGAACGGAUAUGGCCUGGUAUCGCCUGGGAAAGCCAUCAAAGCAGUACACUCCCUGGUAUGAACCAGUUUUAAAAACAGCGAGGCUUGCAAUUAGCAUCAUUACAUUGUUGAAGGAGCAGAGCCGAGUAUCACGUCUCUCUUUUGCAGAUGUCAUUAAGAGUGUGUCUGAAUUCAACAACGAUCACCCCUCUUACAUUUCUACCAGUCCGACUGUCGUGGAGAGGUAUGUGGUAGUUCAUGGGCAGAUAAUACUGCAACAAUUUGCUGAGUAUCCUGAUCAUACUAUUAGGAAGUGUGCUUUUGUGAACGGUCUUUACGAGAAAAUGGAAGAACGACAUCAUACCAAGUGGUUAGUGAAGAAAAAAGUGAUAUUGAAGAAGGAAGCAAAUAUGAACCCAAGAGCAACAAUGGCGCCCCUAGUCUCAAAAAGGAAGGCAAUGCCAGCUACAACAACCAGACUAAUUAGUAGAAUUUGGGGGGAGUACUACUCGAAUUACUUGCCUGAUGACUCGAAGGAGGAUAAUGGUCAAGAACUGAAGUAUGAUGAAGUUGAGGAAGAAGAAGAAGAAAAUGAAGAGGAAGACACUGAAGAGGUAGAAGAACAGAAAAUCCUACUGCCCGAGGAAAUUAAGAAACCUCAAUUAGCAUCAAAACAUAGGAAAACAGAUUAUUCUACAUCAGAAAUUGUAUGGGAUGGGGACACAGUUGGAAAAACAUGUGCAGGUGAGGCUAUUUAUAAACAAGCUAUUGUCCGUGGGAAUGUGGUUGCUGUAGGUGGUUCGGUGCUGGUGGAAACAGCUAACUCGAAUGAAUAUCUUCCUAUCUAUUUUGUAGAGUACAUGUUUGAAGACUUUGAUGCCAGGAAAUUGGUUCAUGGAAGAUUAAUGCUAAGAGGAUUUCAGACUGUUCUUGGCAACACUGCUAAUGAGAGGGAGGUAUUUCUGACAAAUGAUUGCUUGGAAUUUGAGCUUAGUGAUGUUAAAGAACCUGUGGUUGUGGAAACACGAUUAGUGCCUUGCGCCUAUCAACAUCGUAAGGAUAAUGCCAAUAGGGAUAAGAUUGAGAGGGCAAGAGCAGAGGAUAGGAAAUGUAGAGGAUUGCCCAUGGAAUACUUUUGUAAAAAUUUGUACUGGCCUGAGAGAGGUGCCUUCGUUUGUUUGCAUACUGAUAAAAUGGGUCUUGUGGAUCCAAGGGACAAUGAGACUUUUAAGAGUGGGAGGAAUGUGGGUCUUAAAGCGUAUGUGGUUUGUCACUUGCUGGAAAUCGAAGUGCCUAAGUCUCCUAAACAAGCUGACCUUGAAACUGUGAAGGUCAAAGUUAGGAGGUUUUUCAGACCAGAGGAUAUUUCAGCAGAGAAAGCAUACCGCUCUGAUAUUCGAGAGGUUUAUUACAGUGAAAAAAUAGUCAUGCUACCCAUAGCUGCUAUAGAAGGAAAGUGUGAAGUUAGAAAAAAGCAAGAUCUUCCAUCUCUGGAUAGCCCCUAUAUCUUGGAGCAUGUUUUCUUUUGUGAACAUCUCUAUGACCCUGAGAAGGGAGCUCUCAAGCAGUUGCCAGCUUGCAUUAACCUAAAUCCCUUUGGAGAAAGGAUAAUUAACGAUGCUGCAAGUAGAAAGAUAAAAGGGAAAUAUAAAGAAGGAGAAAAUGAUUUAAACAUCAUUGAAAAACAAAGUGAUUUGAAGAAUUGCCUGGCCACACUAGACAUUUUUGCUGGUUGUGGCGGAUUAUCUGAAGGUUUACAGCAAUCAGGUGUAUCAGUGACCAAGUGGGCAAUUGAGUAUGAUGAACCUGCAGGCGAAGCAUUUAACCUUAAUCAUCCAGAGGCAUUGACAUUCAUUGAUAAUUGCAAUGUGAUCCUCAGGGCUAUCAUGGCAGCAUGUGGGGAUUCAGAUGACUGUAUUUCAACUUCUGAGGCUGCUGAGUUGGCUUCAAAGCUUGAUGAAAAGAAGAUUAGUGUUCUGCCUCGCCCUGGACAAGUGGAUUUCAUAAAUGGAGGGCCACCGUGCCAGGGUUUUUCUGGGAUGAACAGGUUUAAUCAGAGCACUUGGAGCAAGGUUCAAUGUGAAAUGAUCUUGUCGUUCUUGUCUUUUGUUGAUUACUUCCGGCCCAAGUUUUUCCUCCUUGAGAAUGUGAGGACGUUCAUAUCUUUCAAUAAACGGCAGACAUUUCAGUUAACUUUGGUUUCUCUCCUUGAAAUGGGUUAUCAGGUGAGGUUUGGAAUUUUGGAAGCUGGGGCAUAUGGUGUUUCUCAAUCACGUAAACGUGCAUUCAUAUGGGCAGCAUCUCCUGAAGAGACACUCCCCGAAUGGCCAGAGCCUAUGAAUGUUUUUGCGGGUCCAGAACUUAAGAUUACAUUAAAUGCAAAUAUCCACCAUGCUGCCGUUCGAAGUACUGCAACUGGUGCCCCUUUUCGUGCAAUAACUGUAAGAGAUACUAUUGGUGAUCUCCCGGCUGUUGGAAAUGGGGCUUCAGUUACAGCUAUGGAUUACAAGAAUGAACCUGUCUCUUGGUUUCAAAAAGGGAUUCGAGGAGGUAUGCAUGUCUUAACUGAUCAUAUUUCCAAAGAAAUGAUUGAGUUAAAUCUCAUUCGGUGCCAAAGAAUUCCCAAACGUCCAGGUGCUGACUGGCGUGACCUCCCAGAUGAGAAGGUUCUGUUAUCGAAUGGACAGGUGGUUGACUUAAUACCCUGGUGCUUACCAAACACAGCCAAGAGGCAUAACCAAUGGAAGGGACUUUUUGGUAGGUUGGACUGGGAAGGAAACUUUCCAACCUCUAUCACUGAUCCUCAACCCAUGGGAAAGGUUGGAAUGUGCUUUCACCCUGAACAGGAUAGGAUACUCACUGUCCGGGAAUGUGCUCGAUCUCAGGGUUUUCCUGAUAGCUAUAAAUUUGCUGGAAACAUUCAAAAUAAACAUAGGCAGAUAGGCAAUGCUGUCCCUCCUCCUUUGGCCUUUGCGUUGGGGAGGAAACUCAAGGAAGCAAUAGAAGGAAAAUGCUCAACAAAGUGGCAUUGCGCUGAUCUGGCCAGUUAGUUUUCUGCUCAUUUGGGUUGGUAACUGGAGGUGAAUAUUUGCAAAUCAAACACAAUACUUCUGUAAACACAGACAAAUUGUUUUUGGUCCUCAAAAACAAUAUUAUAGAGUUAGAUACACAGAAGAGUUCACCAGGCAUACCCCUCUUCAUUUGUAGUGAAAAAUUGUAAAGGUAAACAUACCUCUCUUCAUCUCUGGUCAAAACGCCAAAUGUAUUGUUGAUUAUUGGAACUGAGGUAAUAAAUGGAAUUCACUGCAGCAAGUUUUAUUUCUGA
This is a messenger RNA of Ilex paraguariensis (yerba mate), 4811 nucleotides long. NCBI's taxonomy places the organism in Eukaryota, Viridiplantae, Streptophyta, Magnoliopsida, Aquifoliales, Aquifoliaceae. The record is from the annotation of a GenBank genome assembly.